This is a messenger RNA of Colletotrichum aenigma, 1764 nucleotides long. RefSeq names its product Dihydroxyacetone kinase 1 (gene dak1-2). The record is from RefSeq and is a predicted model, not a curated record. Gene Ontology annotation, cellular component: cytosol. Bases 1 to 1764 code for a protein of 587 amino acids. The transcript has 4 exons. NCBI's taxonomy places the organism in Eukaryota, Fungi, Ascomycota, Sordariomycetes, Glomerellales, Glomerellaceae. Gene Ontology annotation, molecular function: ATP binding; glycerone kinase activity. Gene Ontology annotation, biological process: glycerol catabolic process.
AUGUCAUCAAAACAUUUCUCGAAUGAUCCCUCGGCACUUGUCAUCGCCGGACUCCGGUCCCUAACAGCGAUUAACCCAUCUGUUGCGUUUGACGAAGCUCAGAAGACUGUGUUUCUAAAGGCCGCCGUCACCGAUCCCAAGGUCGCCGUCAUUUCCGGCGGUGGGUCCGGCCAUGAGCCGUCUUUCGCCGGCUUCGUCGGCAAGGGGCUUCUCUCCGGCGCGGUAGCUGGCUCGAUCUUUGCCUCGCCUUCUGCCGAUCAAGUCUUCCGUUGCCUCCUCCGACUGGGGUUUCAGCGGCGGGAGAACGGCAUCCUCGUUGUCAUUAUGAAUUACACCGGCGAUGUCCUACACUUUGGCAUGGCUGUGGAAAAGGCACGAGCUGCCGGUAUCCGGUGCGAUAUGCUCGUUGUCGGCGAUGAUGUUGGUGUUGGAAGGUCCAGAUCCGGAAGAGUUGGAAGGAGAGGGCUUGCUGGAACGGUGAUUGUUCAGAAGAUUGCUAGUGCUCUAGCAGCUCAAGGGCAUGGUUUGUCCGAAAUUCACAACACUGCCUCACAGGUUGCUGAAAAUCUCGUCACUGUUGGCGCCUCUCUUUCUCAUGUUCAUGUGCCAGGCAGGGCACCUUCAGGAGAUGAGUUGUCGUCAAACGAAGAGAUUGAGAUUGGCAUGGGCAUUCACAAUGAAGAAGGCUUCGGACGGGUCAAAGACAGUAUGUCCGGCGUGGUUUCCACAAUGUUGAACCAACUUCUGGACCAAAAUGAUACGGAUCGAGCAUUCAUCCGCAUCCAGAAGGAGGACAAGGUUGUCUUGAUGAUCAAUAAUCUCGGCGGCCUCAGUCAACUUGAGCUAGGCGCCAUCGCCAACGAGGUCAUUUCACAGCUUAGGGAGGGACAUGGCAUUCAGCCAAGAAGAGUCCUGAGUGGUACAUAUAUGUCCAGCCUGAAUGGGCUGGGCUUCAGUAUCACUCUUCUGAAGGUUGUUGAUGAGAGCUGGAUCCAGCUGAUUGACGCUUCUACACAAGCUAGUGGAUGGUUGCCCGCCAUCACCACUGCAGACCUACCUGAGAACCAGAAAGCUGCGACAUCUUCGCAGGAGAAAGACAUUGCCACUGACGAGGAACCUGUAGGAACCAACCUCAGAGUCGACAUUACUGUGACGAAAUCUGCCCUGACUAGUGCUCUGAACCAUGUCAUUGCUGUAGAGCCCGAAGUCACCAAGUACGACACACUAGUCGGCGAUGGCGACUGUGGUCUCUGUCUGAAGACCAGCGCUCAGGCAGUACUAGCAUAUAUCAACGAACAGCAAAGUCUAGAGGCAGAUGCCGGAAAGCUCAUCGACAACAUCGCUCGUGUAGUGGAAGGCAAUAUGGAUGGCACCUCUGGAGCCCUUUAUGCCAUCUUUUUGAACGCCCUCGCUCACGGGCUUAGAACGCAGUCACAGCAGAUCCAACAAGAGCAGCAAGCUACCGGUGAAAUCUGGGCAAAGGCUCUCCAGUCGGCGUUGUCGGCUCUUGGAAAAUACACACCAGCGCAGCCGGGAGACCGGACGGUAGUUGACGCCCUGGCGCCUUUCGUCUCCACAUUCGCGGCGAGCAGCAGUUUGAAGGACGCUGUUGAAGCAGCAAGGAAGGGGUGUGAGUCUACCAAAGGCAUGGAAGCGAGCUUGGGCAGAUCCGUGUAUGUGGGUGGAGAGGAGUGGAAGAAUUGUCCCGACCCGGGGGCGUAUGGACUUGUCAAGCUGUUGGAGGGUUUGAUCGCCAGCCCGUGA